Messenger RNA from Mus musculus (house mouse), 1011 nucleotides. RefSeq names its product claudin 22 (gene Cldn22). Gene Ontology annotation, molecular function: structural molecule activity. The record is from RefSeq and is marked validated. The transcript has a single exon. NCBI's taxonomy places the organism in Eukaryota, Metazoa, Chordata, Mammalia, Rodentia, Muridae. Bases 64 to 726 code for a protein of 220 amino acids. Gene Ontology annotation, cellular component: bicellular tight junction; plasma membrane; tight junction.
ACACUUUCUUACAGCUAAGCGUGGGGCAGGAGUCGGGCUGGCUCAGCCUCCCAGAACGUUCUAAUGGGCUUAGUCUUCCGAACGGCAACGCAGGCGGCUGCACUUCUGCUCUCCCUGCUGGGAUGGGUUUUAUCCUGCCUUACAAACUACUUGCCGCACUGGAAGAACCUUAACUUGGAGCUGAACGAGAUGGAGAACUGGACCAUGGGGCUCUGGAAAUCCUGCGUCAUCCAGGAGGAAGUCGGGAGGCAAUGCAAGGACUUUGACUCCUUCCUGGCCUUGCCAGCUGAACUGCAGGUCUCCAGGGUCUUGAUGUCCCUGUGCAACGGGCUGGGGCUGCUGGGCUUGCUGGCCUCUGGCUGUGGCCUGGACUGCUUGAGGCUUGGAGAGACACAGGAGGGUCUGAAGAAGCGGCUGCUCACCCUGGGAGGGACCCUGCUCUGGACCUCGGGAGUCAUGGUGCUAGUUCCUGUCUCCUGGGUGGCCCACAAGACGGUGCGGGAGUUCUGGGAUGAGACCAUGCCUGAGAUUGUGCCCAGGUGGGAGUUUGGGGAGGCCCUGUUCCUGGGCUGGUUUGCUGGCUUCUGCCUGGUGCUAGGAGGGUGUGUGCUUCACUGUGCAGCCUGCUGGAGCCCGGCUCCUGCAGCCUCGAGUCACUAUGCAGUGGCGGGACCUCGAGACCACCAGCAGCAUCUGGAGCUGAAGCAAGCCAAUCCAGAAAUCUAAGCCCGGGCUCAUUGGCGUCUCUAAUCUCACUCAGUCGGACUUGGUAGGCUCCCACUUUAAUCACCCCUACUGCCUGCUUCUGACUUUCUGAAAUGCAUACUUCCCUCCUGUGGCUGUUAUCCGCCUCAGACACAAGUUCUUUCUACCACUGAGUAAAGCACUUUUGCUUUCUAUAUGGAGGCCAAGUGGGUGAGGACCUAUUGAUGGAAUCUGUCUUUACUGUGCAUAAACUAGGCUGCGACUGUGCACACACAGGGCACCUGUAAAUAAAACGUCAUCUGAGCA